Suillus discolor is the source of this 615-nucleotide messenger RNA. RefSeq lists its product as uncharacterized. Lineage: Eukaryota; Fungi; Basidiomycota; Agaricomycetes; Boletales; Suillaceae. The record is from RefSeq and is a predicted model, not a curated record. Bases 46 to 462 code for a protein of 138 amino acids. The transcript is spliced from 9 exons.
UCAGUGAGUUGUGAAUCCUGACCUUUCUUUUGCUGUUUCUAUACGAUGGGCUGGCAGAAAACCUUUUCGCUUUCACAAAGAUCCAAGGGGUGUCAUCUUGUCACGGAUGAGGUUUAUGCCCAUAUCACACCAGGUAUCAAGGACGUGAAGGUUGGGAUGCUCUUCCUCUUCAUUCAACACACGUCAGCCGCGCUGACGAUCAAUGAAAAUUAUGAUCGAGACGUUCGCAAAGACAUGGACAUGGCUCUGGAUAACAUCGUUCCCGAGAGUCUUAACUGGAAGCACACGGACGAAGGCCCAGAUGACUCCGUAUCUCACACGAAGACAUCCUUGAUCGGUGCCACUAUCUCGAUCCCAAUUACCGAUGGCCGUCUGAACCUCGGCACCUGGCAAGGGAUCUACUUGACUGAAUUCAGACACGCAGCACAUUCUAGGCGGAUCGUUGCCACAGUUUUAUCAUAAGUUGCUGGCAACAUAUAUAUGGAGCAAUUGCAGUGAUUAUAAAGACCUAUCAUACGCUCCUGGUUACAUACGUGCUAUAGUGCUUUUUAUCCCCUGUGGGUGAUUUGGACAAACUUCUCAAAUGGAAAGACUGCCUAAACCGAUCGGAAUCUA